Molecule: messenger RNA, 804 nt
Organism: Pyricularia oryzae 70-15
Lineage: Eukaryota; Fungi; Ascomycota; Sordariomycetes; Magnaporthales; Pyriculariaceae
Exons: 4
Coding region: 1-804 (267 amino acids)
Biological process (GO): mycotoxin biosynthetic process
Source: RefSeq, a predicted model, not a curated record
AUGCAGCCGCAGCAAAAGCAAUACAAGGACUCGGAGGACUCGGAGGAGGCGGGCUUGAUCGAGACGCCCUCGCCGCCUCCCAGGCCCAGCAGGUUCCGGAGGCUGGGGCCGACGUUUUUGCUCUCGCUGUCGAAUGUCAUCUCGCUGUCGGCGCUGCUGCUUCUGAUCCUCCGCCACGACCAGACUCCAUGUGCCCCAUGUGUGAUGAAUCAGCGUACAAGCUGGACCGCGCCGGAGAUCCCCGUCACCAAGGUCCUCGAGGCAGCAGACAUUUACACGCGACCGCCGGACGAAGAUGAGCUAAAGGCCUGGAGCCACAUCAUGCCGGUGGGUCGCGGGCUCGUCAUGGUCAACAGCAGCGGUCUGCCGCCGCAGCCGGGGCUGGAUCCAAAACUGCCCCGGGGCGCGUCGGGGUGGACGGGGGUUGCGCACCAGCUGCACUGUCUGUACUCCACCAAACACGCGUUUUACGACCUCUACUACAACCGGACCGGCGACAAGACCACCCCCCUCUUUGGCGUCUCGUGGCAGCUCGAGCAUCUCAACCACUGCUGGGACUACGUGCGGCAGACCAUCAUGUGCAACCCGGACCUGACGGUGGAGUGGCGCGGCGCGAUGGAGGGCACGGGGUGGGGGUACGAGCGGCAGUGCAAGAAGUGGGAGCCCAUCUACGACUGGCUGGAGAAGCACCGCAUCACCAACGAUCGCGGGAUUCUGGCCACGGGGUACGAGUCGAAGCCGCUGGACGUCAGCGAGAUCCCGGGGGUUUGGUCCAGUAAAGAUCUCGAGGACAUAGACGUGUAG